Caenorhabditis auriculariae is the source of this 1576-nucleotide messenger RNA. The record is from the annotation of a GenBank genome assembly. Lineage: Eukaryota; Metazoa; Nematoda; Chromadorea; Rhabditida; Rhabditidae.
AUGGCGACGGGGAAUCGAGUUUCGGAAAAUUACGUGACGCUGUCGCCAGUGGUGAAGACUCCAAUCGGCGACACUUUUUCGGUGCCUCUCUCUCAUCAAGGUGGGACGAGCUACUGAAAAAAGACUUCAGAAGCCUGAAAAUAGGCUAAGUCCGAAAGGGUCGAAAAGGCUCCAUAGGAAUGUUCCCUGCCUCUUUGCGCUAUUAAAUCGGCUCAUGUGCACCUUUUUACUGCCUCUCCCUUUUUCCACCGUUUCUCGAGCCGAGACGGGAUUUUUCUGAGCUCAAGACGAAAAAACUUUUCAGAAAAUCUCGAAACUAGUUCCAGACAUUCUUAUAAAGAUUUUUCAGAUACUUUAAAUAGACCAAAAAGCAAAAAAACUGAGGGCAAACUUUUUUUGAGAAACAGAGCAAAAAAAUUCAAUGAAAAAAAUGAGCUUUAUAAUAAAUUGGAUUUUUUUGUACGAUAUUGAAAGUUUGAAAAAAAAUUUCCAUAAAAAAGUUUUCCAAUCCCACGAGAUACUUGAGAAAAGACAUUUACACCAGGCCGGAACGUCAUAGAUUACGCCAUAUUCAUAUAUUUUCUGCGUACAUUUCAACUUUUAUUAUCUCGAAAUUUCUCGAAACGAGACCUGACUGUCAAUUUUUGACCGCGACGAAAUCGAGUCUCCUGCAUCCCUGAUGCGGACCCUAUGUGAACCUAGGCAAAGUCGGAAAGGGUGGAAAAAGGUUUCAUUGAAAUGUUCCUUUUAGGGUGAAAAAGGCUCCUUUUUGCUGCCUUUUUGCGCCAUUUCAUCUGCUCUUAUGCACCUGCUGCCUCUCCCUUUUUCCACCAUUUCUUGAGCCUUUAAAAUCCCAGAAAAAAGGGAAGGCUCGAUAAAGGGACUCUUUUUGCUGCUUGUCUGCGGCCUUUUUUGACUUUUCCCUUUAAGUGGCCGUUAUCCACCAUAAUAUUCACAAAAGAUUCUUUUCAGGAAGACCAUGUGGAUUUUUCGAAUCUCAAUUUUUCCGCUGCAUGGAAGCAUACGGCGCAAAACUGGGCCGCAAAUACUGCGACCUGGAGCAUCGUGACUACCAAGAAUGUCUCACUGGCGACAAACAGAAGAAGGUCAGAUAAACUGAAGGGUUCAUUCAAGCUUUCUGCAUAUUAACUUUUAAUAUCUCGUGUAUAUGUCUUUUGAUUUUGAUACCAAGCAGCGUUUAAAAUUUUCAAACACCUUUUGACGUUUGGAGCCCAAAAGUUUAUUUUAUGAAAAGAGGGACUUCAUAUAUGUCUGGAAAGAAAGGAAAUCGAAUCUAAAACGGCAAAAUCUCUACAGCGCCCGAAAGUUUUAUGAUAGUACUUUUUUUUCACUUCACAUGAGAAAACCUUGUUCAUUUCUGAAAAGAGAGAUACGACUGUAGAAAUCAGUUAUUUUGGUUCAUCAACUAUUAUUCUUUAUUAAGCGCGCGGACGCGAUCGCCUGUCAACGUCGCAAACUUUAUAUGGAGGGCAAAAUCGACGCUCCUUUUGUCGAGAAUCAUCCGGAACCCGGACAGCACAAGCCGGACUACUUCCAAUGGAACCGAUCCAACUAG